Messenger RNA from Cataglyphis hispanica, 2129 nucleotides. RefSeq names its product eukaryotic translation initiation factor 2-alpha kinase 1-like. The record is from RefSeq and is a predicted model, not a curated record. The coding region runs from base 347 to 2128 and encodes 593 amino acids. NCBI's taxonomy places the organism in Eukaryota, Metazoa, Arthropoda, Insecta, Hymenoptera, Formicidae. The transcript is spliced from 9 exons. Gene Ontology annotation, biological process: protein phosphorylation. Gene Ontology annotation, molecular function: ATP binding; protein kinase activity.
AAACUGGGAUCCCUAGUCCCUAACGUUCGACGAAGGAAAGUUCCAGAAUGUUCGCAAGCGUUCAAACCACUUGUAUGUCUUGGUAUAAUGUCAAAAUACGCGAAACCGCGCGUUGUCUCACCUCGAUAUUCGCGAAUCUUAAAGAUCGCUCAUCUAAAUACACAUUUCCUAAAUACGGCUGCUAUAAGGAUUUCGCGGGAGAUUAGGUUAGGUCAGCAAUCGGGGAACGUGUACGAACGUGACAAUUUGCGAUUCAUUUGCAGUCUGGUAGGAAACGCGCUGUAGUUUGCUGUCAACGUUAGGAAGCUCUCGAGUUCAAAAAGAAUUUAAAUCGAUAUUGGAUGAAAUGGCAGAGAAUACAGAACGAACAAAUCAUCCUUGGAAUACUCUGACGACCAUAACUACGUUCGAUCAGGGUAGUAACAUGAACUCGACCUUUUAUCUAAAUAAUAAUACUGAAAAUUCAACCAAUGGACAACUCACACAAGUAAAUUUUUCCUUUGGUGUCAUAAUUCAAUCUCUUGUAAAACAGAUAUGUUUUACAUUAGAAAAGGAUAAAGCACGCAGAAAUAAAUUAUACCAUGCUAUAUGUGAGCAACUGCAUAAAUUACAAAUAAUUGAUAGUUCCUAUAAUAUGAUGGAAUUUGAGAAACUAAGAAAGAAAUAUGAACAUGCUCUUUAUCAAUUGAUCAAAAUUGCACAUUCUGCAAAUGGAAGUGAAAAUCCUUUAUGUACAUUUAGUAGCUUGUCUGAAAUGUCUCGUUAUCGCCGGGAAUUUCGUGAAGUAAGCUUUAUUGCUAGUGGAGGAUUUGGUGAAGUUUAUAAAGCACAACAUCGUCUCGAUGGUAUCGAUUAUGCAGUUAAAAAGAUAUCUGUAACCCCUAGGCAUGCAAAUACUUUAAAGCAACAUCUGAAUGAAGUAAAGACAUUGGCUAAAUUAAAUCAUCCGAAUAUUGUUUCCUACAAAGCAGCUUGGAUUGAAGUAGCAACAAUUGAAGUGCCAUCUUUUAUUUCCUCAUCAUUGACAGAUCAUAAAUCACAUAAGUCACAUACCUCAGAUGACACAGAAGAGUCUAAAUCAUACAAUUUGCAGUCUACCAAGGAUUCAUACAGUAACGUGAAAUGGCAAGAUAGAAAAUGUGAGAGCGCUGGUGAUUUUAGAAUUAGUCAAAAUGUUAGUAAAAAAUUUGAGAAACUGAAUUCAUCAAUUGGCAUUAUAGAAAAGCGGAUAGUCGAAGAAGCUAUUAUAGCAAAACAUAUCGAGGAAACCAAUUCAGAUAUAGUAUCUUUCAGAAAUAGCAACAAAAAUAAGAAUUUAAAUCAAACUGAAGAUAAUACUAAUCAUACCGAUCAUAAUUUGUAUGAGGAAUCCACCAGCCAAGAAGUAUGCACAUAUACUUCCAAUGAAUAUCAUCAGUAUAUGAUUUUGUACAUUCAAAUGUCCUUGUGUGAGCAAACACUUGAACAAUGGAUGCGUGGUAGAAUAAAUGUAUCACCUGAACCAAUGAUUAAAGAAAUAUUGAAACAAAUUCUUUGUGGAAUCGACUAUAUCCAUUCCCAAAAUGUCGUGCAUCACGAUAUAAAACCACGUAAUAUAUUCAUUUCGACAUCGGGACACCUUCAAAUUCAAUUGGGUGAUUUUGGUUUAGCUUGCCCAUUAAAGCCACAAGGAAAAAAAAGUCAUUCUGCAUGUGGUACUCAUAUGUAUGCAGCACCGGAACAGCUACAGGGGAAAUGUGAUCCAAAGAGUGAUAUUUAUAGUGUAGGAAUUGUUCUCGUUGAACUUUUAAUUCCAACACAAACUCAAAUGGAAUUAAGCUCUAUAAUUCGUUGUUUAAAACAUGGUAAUAUACCAACAGGCCUUCCUACAAAGCGACAUAAAUGGGCACAAAUGAUCAUACAAAUGGUGCAAGAGGAUCCUGUCAAACGACCAUGGACAAAAGAACUUUUGCAGAAUUUAAAAAAAGACGAGGAUAUGACAAUAACUGAACUGAAAGCUACUGUUGUGAUAUUGGAAAAUGAUAUUCACGAUAAGGAUAACACAAUUCAAGAGUUAAAGGAAAAAAUCGCAUUAUUAAAAAAAGAAGUUAAGAAGCUAAAAGACUCAUCUGAAGAUAUAAUAGAGUAGA